Aaosphaeria arxii CBS 175.79 is the source of this 876-nucleotide messenger RNA. RefSeq lists its product as uncharacterized. Bases 151 to 648 code for a protein of 165 amino acids. The transcript has 3 exons. Lineage: Eukaryota; Fungi; Ascomycota; Dothideomycetes; Pleosporales. The record is from RefSeq and is a predicted model, not a curated record.
ACCCAGCUUGGCGCUUUGAAAGCAUCCAGGUGUUCGCACUUUACACGCACCGAAGCCAGGGUUUGUAGCAAGCAUAAAAGUACUACCCUCACAUAGACUCUCUCGCCGUUUCUAAUACACUUGCACUACUGUAUCUUAAUAGUCCGUCAGAUGGCCUCAAUCGAUAUCACCGUGCAGCUUCUUUCUCUGUCAAGCGCACUAGUCUUGUCGGGAUACCACUAUGCCUCAGAUGCUGUAGCAUUGCCGAAUGCACUUCUAAGUUCUUCGCUCUCUUCCUCAGACAUUGUACACGCGUGGCUUCGCGCCUGGGACGUGGGUCGCGUCAUAGGACCACUGUGUGUCAAUGUCUCCUUGGCCGGGUAUGCCUUCGUCGCUUACCGUGAAGGGCCAGAAUCCACCACCUUUUGGUACUAUGUCGCAGCAUCUGCUGCGCAGGUCGUGAACGUGUUAUACACUGUUUUUGGAGUGUUUCCAGUAAACGAUCUGUUGCUUGCGGAAUCCGAAAAGAUCAAAGCUGGCGAAAAGUUGCAAGAAAAGGACACAGUGCGCAGGUGGGUGCAGCAGUGGAAAGAUAUGGACCGAAACAGAAUGAUAUUGAUGUGGUCAACGGCUUUGCUUGGGCUUGCGGGCCUCUGGAGGGCAACAUGAUACACAGAGGUGUGUGCCCACAAAACCAUCAACAAGACAGGGCGCUGUGAGAAGAUUCAUGAGGCUUUACACCAUAUUAUCUUCUAGCUAUCGGGGAAUUCCAGCAAUAGCCAUCAUUAUUGCGCUGCGCUUGCCCUAAAUUGAAGCAUACUGUUUUCGUGCAAGUCACCGUUCGGCGCUGUGCCAACAAGCCUACCUCGUAGAACCACUUCCUAUACACUAGCUGCC